GAUGUUCGUCACGUCAGCAGGAUCAUAACCAUCAGACGCUACCUCGAGCUCGACUCCUCAGGAGCACACACGACUCCUCACAGGUGUUCUGUCACCUGGGCAGGGACGAGAGCCUUAACCUCGCCGGAGAGACAUCUUAAUCAGUCCAUGAAGCGUUCAGGUGCGCGUCCUGGCGAUGUUGGAGAUCACGGUGCGUCUAGAGGAGCGCGUUUGAGGAGCUCUCGUGUGUUUGUGAGGACACAUCCAAAGCAAAGAGAGACCUCUGUCACUGCAGUGUUCUCCAAAGCACUGGAGAUUAUCAGAUAAAGAUUGGGAUGGAUUUCGCCGUGACCCCUGAUGAUAAUUCCAGUGAUGAGUUUAACUCAUCUCAACAUUUAAAUGAAGACACUGACGAACAGUAUCACAAUGUUCUCAUGCCAAGCAUUUAUGGAGUCAUCUGCUUCGUCGGUAUAAUUGGCAACUGCAUCGUCAUCUACACCAUCGUCAAAAAGAACAAGUUCCGAGCGCAACAGACGGUGCCUGACAUCUUCAUCUUUAGCCUGUCUAUCGCUGAUCUUCUGUUUCUCCUGGGCAUGCCGUUCCUCAUCCACCAGCUGGUGGGAAACGGUUCGUGGUGUUUCGGUGCCACCAUGUGCACUGUUAUCACGGCGCUGGACUCCAACAGUCAGAUCGUGAGCACCUACAUUUUAACGGUCAUGACACUGGAUCGAUACUUGGCCACGGUGCACCCCAUCCGCUUCAACCACAUGCGCACUCCAUGCGUGGCUGUGGCGGUCGUGGGCCUGGUGUGGAUCCUCUCGCUGCUGUCCAUCACGCCGGUGUGGAUGUUCUCCGGCCUCAUGCCCCUACGGGACGGAUCGGUGGGAUGCGCUCUGCUCCUUCCCAAUCCGGCUACAGAUACGUACUGGUUUACUCUCUACCAGUUCGUGCUGGCGUUCGCUUUGCCGUUGGUGAUCAUCUGCGUGGUGUUUUUCAAGAUCCUCCAGAACAUGGCUGCCACGGUGGCGCCGCUUCCCCAGCACAGCCUUCGCGUGCGCACUAGAAAGGUCACUCGGAUGGCUGUGGCCAUAUGCCUGGCGUUCUUCAUUUGCUGGGCGCCUCAUUACAUCUUACAGUUGGCACAUCUGAGCGUGCAGCGGCCCAGUUACGCAUUCCUGUACGCCUAUAACGUGGCCAUUAGCAUGGGCUACGCCAACAGCUGCAUCAACCCGCUGCUCUACAUCAUGCUGAGUGAAACCUUCAAAAGACAGUUCAUCGUAGCCAUCCGUCCAGCGCACAAAGAUUUCCGUGUGGACCCGGCCGACGGGAGUGUGAGUCUCCGUCUGGCCCCUGACGGAGCGCAGCAGUCUCAGUCGUCCCGCGAGCUGCUGCCGGUUACUGUUGCUGUGCAUUGAAACUCAUUUUCUGUGUCUAUAAUAGGCAUGCGGGUGAAAAGACGUCAUGAAGAGUCUUACAGAACUGCUCAUUAACAGUUCUUGGUUUGAUAGGAUCUGUGGUGAGGCAUAUUUUUCUUGGCAUACUUCUGUGCGGUGAAAGAGAUAUCGAGUAUACACAACCCGAUUACAACAAAAUUACUUUGCAGAAGCGUUCACAGCCGUUUGUUUUCUGUAGAAUAGGGCUAUUUGGAAGUCUUGUUUGCUCACCAAGUCUUGAUUGGUUAUUUUAUACAUUUAAAAUAAAUGUUAAAUGUAUUUAUUCCUGUGAUGCAAAGCUUAAUUUUCUUCAUUGAGUCUUCGGUGUCACAUAGAAAUAAUUUUAACAUUCUGAUUAAAAAAAAUAAAUAAUUAUAAUAAUUUUUAUUAUAAAUGGUGCAAACAGUUGUGCUGCAUAAUAUUUUUGUGGAAAAUGUGAUGCAUUUUUUUUCAGUAUUCUUUGAUGAAUGACAAUCCAAAAGACGAGCGUUUAUUUGAAAGAGAAAUCUUGAUAGAUUUGAUGUGUCCUUGAUGAAUAAUAGAAUUAAUUUUCCUCUGCAGAUAAAUAACUUUAGAAGCAAAAUAGAGGCAAAUAAAUAUGACAGGUCGAUUUUCUCCUUGUGUCCAUAAACGUCACAUUUUCUACCUCAAAAGAAAAAGUAUUGUGAAGUCAUUGAAAAUGGUUCUUCUGAGCUGUUCUUUGUUUUUGUUGUUGUUCUGAAACACAACUCUUGUUUUUGACGUCAGUGUAAAUGUGUAUGUGAUGUUACUUGUUUUUGAUAUUAUAUGUAUGUUGUCCUCUUUAAUCAUAUCAGUGUAUUAAAUCAUUUAAAUAGUCUUUACAUGUAAAUAUCACACAAAAUGUCCUUUAUUUGAACUCAGUAUUGGUAUGAAGAUACAGUAGGUUAUGGCAAAGUUGUGUGUAUAUAUAUGUGUGUGUGCAUGCAGAUCUACAAUAAUAUUGGACAUAACCAUUGUUCUUCUGAAAAGAGACGACGUAAUUUGGAUGGAAAAUUGUUUGCCCAAAUCAAUGUAAAAAGAAGGCUGUAUUCUCAUCAGAGGAGUUCAAAGCACUCCAUUUCCUCAUGAUUGCAGUGAAAAAACAGGACUGCCUUGCAGUUUCAUAACACCCCCCUCCAGUGUCACACACGCCGAAUUCAGAAUUGUCUAUGAAUGUCUGAUUUUAUUUCAUAUGCUUGUUAAUGAGGGCUCAUUAUAAAGGCAACACCUAGCCUACACACAAUGAACUUCCUCUGGCUGUAUAAAGGCGCCUCCACUGAGAGGAACUAAUUAUCUGAACAUAUGUGAACUAAAUACAUGUCAAGAAUCAUAAUGAAUGUGUAAAUAGUGUUUCUACAGGAAACGAGCCCGAGUCGGAGUUCAGUUUUGUUUCUAGGGAAUGCUGUGAACUCGUGUCGUGUCUGGUUUAAACACAGAACAAUCAGGACAUUUUGAACAUUCAGAAAUAACGUUUUCAUAACAUAACGGGAACAUCUUUUGGUUGGCUGGAUAGGUUUUUAGUGUUACGCUCCCAUAUAAUAUGCAGAGAAUUUCUUAGGUUGAUUUGAUCGAAAACUGUAAUUUCUGUGUCUCUGUGGCAAUAGGGAAAUUCAAAAAAGUAUAGUUCUACACAACAACAACGACUCGACCAGUGUUUUUUGCUCAAUCAAUAGCUAACGGGGACAUUUAAAUUAGUUAUUUCUAUUGCUUUAAGCUAGAAAGCUGCAUUUUAACAGACCAAAUAUACUGAUGACUCAUCCUGCACUGAUGCCAAUCAGAGCAAACAACAGCGUGUGCUUCUCCAGACACAAUAAACGGGAUAUUUGUAUAAACGUAAUUCAUUUACAUAAAAUUUGAUGUCAGUCAUUGCAUCAUGCAUAUAUAUUAUCAAUAACAUAUAUAUAUACUGUGUGAACAUU
Molecule: messenger RNA, 3331 nt
Organism: Carassius gibelio (silver crucian carp)
Lineage: Eukaryota; Metazoa; Chordata; Actinopteri; Cypriniformes; Cyprinidae
Product: melanin-concentrating hormone receptor 1-like
Exons: 3
Coding region: 315-1394 (359 amino acids)
Biological process (GO): neuropeptide signaling pathway
Cellular component (GO): membrane; neuron projection
Molecular function (GO): melanin-concentrating hormone receptor activity; neuropeptide binding
Source: RefSeq, a predicted model, not a curated record